Molecule: messenger RNA, 545 nt
Organism: Telopea speciosissima
Lineage: Eukaryota; Viridiplantae; Streptophyta; Magnoliopsida; Proteales; Proteaceae
Exons: 2
Coding region: 3-509 (168 amino acids)
Source: RefSeq, a predicted model, not a curated record
AAAUGUUUCCAGUAGAAGGAACCGGGAGAAGUCUCUUCGAAGUGGUGGAAGAAAACCUCUCUGUUCGAUAUAGCAGAGAGCAAAUAUUAAGUAAGCUCCAGUAUUUCCUGGAAUGGUACACAAAAGUGAAAGAUUCAAGGGCUUCGGUGGUAAAUUCUCAUGAUCAGAUCCUGUUUGAGAUAGCCCAUAAGGUUUGGGGUAUUGAAGAAAACCCUCAUGAAGCUGUAGUAGCAGGAAAUGAUGAGAGGCCAUUAACCCUAAAUGGGGUUGAGAUGCCUUUGGGGUCGGGUUUGAAAUUAGGGUUUAUGGGGUUGGGCAGUUAUCAUAUGGAAGUGAUGACAAAGGAGGACAUGGAAAAGUUUGAGGGUAUGAAGGUGAUGGAGAAGAAAGAGAAAUGGGGUUUGCUUGAGGAGAGAGAGUUCGAGAUCUUUCUGGAAGGGCUUGGUUUGUCUGAUGAGACCCUUGAGCUGAUAAAGAAAGCUGUCUGUGACAAGUAUAAUAGGGUUUGAUUUCUACAUAUGUCAAUAUUUUUUCCUAUUUCUAAU